AGCUGAUGUCACAUCCUGUUUCGGAUCCGUGCAUAGCUCCUGCUUUCUCAAAAUUUCCCUCUGGCUGGUGUGUCUCUUCCUCGACGAGAAGCAAACUUCUGGCAAAAUCAUAAUCAUUCCUUGGUUAGAUCAGUCGAUCUCGCAUGCAGAUGUUCGGCCAACUAAACAGCGCCUGUUAGGGAGAGGAAGAGACGGCUUUCUGACACCGGGAAACUGGGAUGCAAUAAAUAUGCAAAGUGACAGCUCCGCAAGCCAGAUUUCUUGCUCGCUUUUAUCUGGGCACUGAAGGCUGCGGUAAGGACUGCUACAAAGACCUGGGGGUCUGCGACGAAGAGAAGACCACAGGGAGGGAAGAAACCCCGAUCUGCAUGUGACAGCGCUGGUCCACAUAUCGGAGGCGAGAUAUGCAGCCUGCAAGCAAGCUCCUGAGUCUUACCCUCCUCGUCUUGAUGGGCACUGAACUCACCCAAGUACUGCCAGCAAACCCUGAGGAGUCGUGGCAGGUGUACAGCUCGGCUCAGGACAGCGAGGGCAGGUGUAUCUGCACCGUGGUGGCCCCCCAGCAGACCAUGUGCUCACGAGAUGCCAGGACCAAACAGCUGAGGCAGCUGCUGGAGAAAGUUCAGAAUAUGACACAGUCCAUCCAGGUGUUGGAUCAGCGGACCCAGAGAGACCUCCAGUAUGUGGAAAAGAUGGAGAUCCAGUUACGAGGCCUGGAGACCAAGUUCCGGCAGGUGGAGGAGAGCCACAAGCAGAAUAUUGCCAAGCAAUAUAAGGCAAUAAAAGCGAAAAUGGAGGAACUUAGGCCAUUGAUACCAGUGUUGGAGGAGUACAAGGCCGAUGCCAAAUUGGUAUUACAGUUUAAGGAGGAAGUCCAGAAUCUGACGUCAGUUCUAAACGAACUUCAGGAGGAGAUGGGAGCCUAUGACUACGAGGAGCUACAGAACAGAGUGUCAAAUCUUGAGGAGAGGCUCCGAGCAUGCAUGCAAAAAUUAGCUUGUGGUAAGCUAACGGGAAUUAGCGAGCCGGUUACCAUCAAAACGUCCGGAUCGAGGUUUGGGUCCUGGAUGACGGACCCCCUGGCACCCGAGGGAGACACCAGGGUCUGGUACAUGGACGGCUACCACAACAACCGCUUUGUACGGGAAUACAGGUCAAUGGCCGACUUCAUGACGUCUGACAAUUUCACUUCGCAUCGCCUCCCUCAUCCCUGGUCCGGUACAGGCCAAGUUGUCUACAACGGCUCCAUCUACUUCAACAAGUUUCAGAGUCACAUAAUCAUCAAGUAUGACUUCAAGACCUCCUCGAUCAGCAAGUCACGCCCCCUGGAGUACGCUGGCUACAAUAACAUGUAUCAUUACUCGUGGGGUGGCCACUCCGACAUCGACCUGAUGGUGGACGAGGGCGGCCUCUGGGCCGUAUAUGCCACCAAUCAAAACGCGGGGAACAUCGUCAUCAGCAAGCUGAAUCCCAACACCUUGAAUAUUAUCAAGAGCUGGACCACCAACCAUCCCAAGAGGAGUGCUGGGGAGGCGUUCAUGAUCUGUGGUACACUCUACGUCACCAAUGGCUACUCUGGGGGGACUAAGGUUUACUAUGCCUUCCACACCAACUCAUCCACUUAUGAGUACAUCGACAUACCUUUCCAGAACAAGUAUUCACACAUCUCCAUGUUGGACUACAACCCCAAGGACCGAGUCCUCUAUGCAUGGAACAACGGUCACCAGGUGCUGUACAACAUCACCUUGUUCCAUGUCAUCCGCUCUGAUGAGCUGUAGAUGCUCGGUAAAAGACCUUCUGUAUCACAUGAUUCUUAAGCGUGGCGGAUGCGCUACACUACAGAGAAGUAGAAUGACGUCAUAAAAAAAAUAACUAUUUACAGAAGUGUAGUAUGUAUAAAGUGAAUAUAGAAAAUAAGGACAAGAUAAAAGGUCACGCCUUUUUUUUAAAAAAGCAAAUAGUAACCUGUGGGAUUCUUGCGGACUGUGGAGGGUGUUCCUGGAGCGUUACCUCUUCGUGAUCUUUGUAUCGCACAUUAAUUGUGGAGGCUGGUAUUUGGAAGUAGAAUGUUCUUGCUCCAGGUGGGUAGAGUGAUGAGUCGUGGCUAGAAGAAUACAUCAAGAAUGCAAUCCCAUCAUAUACUUUUUAUCAAUAAUAUAAUAUAUAAUAUAUAUAUAAAUAUAUAUAUACAUAAACAUCUGUUUAAAAAAAUGAAGGCAUUGACUGUUGGAAGCACCAUGAUUUAAGAUUCUAGUCUCUGUGAUUGUAUGUGGAUCUCUGCUUCUACCUGCUUUCUUUUGCAUGGGCUUUUAUAUCACCAGGGUCCACACUUAUGGAUGUAUUUUGAUAUUUGAUUCUGUAUAAUUAAAAGGGGCUAGUUUAGGAGUAUGGUGAAAAAAAAAUCAUCAUAAUCAUUUAUUUAUUUAUUUAUUUCCCCCCCCUCAUUCUCGUCUUUUCGGUUGACUCAGUUUUGUAAUCGUAUCACAUUAGUGUUGGUAUCGAUGUAACUGUGCUUAUUAUGUCUUUGUUAGGUUGGACUGUGCUGAAAGAAUAUAUCUAGAUCAUAUAUUUCUGUCUAGCAAAAAUUAUCACAAGAGAAUGUAUCGAGCGAUGUAUUUACGAGGCAGCGGUGUGCACGUUGCCUCCUCCUUUAGCUUGACUUCACGAGUCUGCGAUCUUUGUUUCCUAGCAGAGAUAAGUGGGGGCAUCGUCCUCUGUUGCGCUUAUCUGGAUGUGUGUUGUACCUGCUAUGAGAUAGUUUGUAUUAAUAAAAACGGGAUUGUUGUUCUAUGCCAA
Messenger RNA from Brienomyrus brachyistius, 2796 nucleotides. It is a transcript of the gene olfm1a, whose product is annotated as olfactomedin 1a. Bases 405 to 1778 code for a protein of 457 amino acids. The transcript is spliced from 6 exons. NCBI's taxonomy places the organism in Eukaryota, Metazoa, Chordata, Actinopteri, Osteoglossiformes, Mormyridae. Gene Ontology annotation, biological process: signal transduction. The record is from RefSeq and is a predicted model, not a curated record.